CUUUGGCAUUCGAAGUGUCCUCGUUUCCUCUCAUUCUCUCCUUCUUCUCACAUUCCUCCGAGCGUUCUUCAAUUGAUGCACUGAUUUGCUGAAACGCGGCGUGACAGGAGAGCUUCCACAACCUCGAGAUUUUGACGAGGAUCCUGUAGAUUGUGGUGCCUUGUAUUGCGGGCAAGGUCCGGUGGGGAUGAGCGUGGAUUUUGACACAAAUUUGGAUUGAGUUGAGCUUAACUCUCUCGCUUGCUGCGUGGUGCAAGGUUUAUGAGUGGCAGUGGAAGCAGAUUAGCGACGAGGAAGGGGUGAGUGUUGGGAUAGGCGCUUGGUGAGAGAAAGGAAAAGGUUGUGUGGAGGAUCUGAUUGGCCUGGCUGAGUUCUUCGGGAAGAAGCAAGUGAAUGUAGGCUUUUAUGAUGGCGUGGCAAGCACCGCAACAGCACAGCCAGCCUCAGCAUCAGCAACAGCAGCAACCGCAGCAGGACCUGGCCUCUCACUUUCAUUUGCUUCCACUUAUCGAGUCUCUAGCGGAUGCUAUGGAGAGAGGAGCUGUGGACCAACACGUGAAUGAGCUGGUGAACGAUCUUGCUUCCCGUUUCGAAAGAUGUCAGCAGUUGCUGAACAACAUUACUGUUACAGCUAACUCAAAACCUAUGACAGUUCGUUGGCAGAAGCAGAAACUGGAAGAAUACGAGAGUCAGUUAAAUAUAAGGAGCGAUUUGCUCCUGAAAUACAAGACCAUGGUGGAGCAAGCUGUGAAUCCAGAUCAAUAGUAUCUGCCGAAAUAUGAGUCACUUUCGAAGGCAGUACUCGAUGUACUUUCAAAACAGUAGAUAUCACUAGAGGAUUUCUUGUGUAGUUGACAUGACAGUUGAGCUGUUUGCGUAUUCGUCGAAAUCUGAAGUUUCCGGGUCACCUUGGGCCUGGUUUGGCGUAUUUUGUGCUUUAUCACUGCUUACGUGUCGCUCUCCAAGUUAUUUUUCAAAUAAAGCAGUGACUUGUCCAGAUUAUAGUGAAGAAGAGACUCAGAUCUACAGCACUCUCUCU
This is a messenger RNA of Marchantia polymorpha subsp. ruderalis, 1039 nucleotides long. The record is from the annotation of a GenBank genome assembly. NCBI's taxonomy places the organism in Eukaryota, Viridiplantae, Streptophyta, Marchantiopsida, Marchantiales, Marchantiaceae.